This is a messenger RNA of Alosa alosa (allis shad), 1267 nucleotides long. It is a transcript of the gene trim110, whose product is annotated as tripartite motif containing 110. Gene Ontology annotation, molecular function: zinc ion binding. NCBI's taxonomy places the organism in Eukaryota, Metazoa, Chordata, Actinopteri, Clupeiformes, Clupeidae. The transcript is spliced from 7 exons. The record is from RefSeq and is a predicted model, not a curated record. The coding region runs from base 123 to 1184 and encodes 353 amino acids.
AUAAGCUUGCCUUAGCGUACUCCCUCACACAGACCACGUCUGUGCGCUGCUUCACUGGGAUCACGCUUGAUGGUGACCGAACUCUGACAGACAUCACUGGUUGGAUCCAGUCAGCCGUUGGCAUGGGCUCCAUGGAGGAGGAGCUCACCUGCCCCAUGUGCCGCGAUCUCUUCAACAAGGCCCACUUGCUGCCCUGCGGCCACAGCUUCUGCCCUGCCUGCGUGCGGGAGGCCUGGGCCCCCAGAGGCACGGGGCAGGAGGGCAGGAAGGGCCGCUUCACCUGCCUGCAGUGCCAGGAGGAGCUGCGCGUGGUCCUGUGCGACAGCUGCCCACCCGGGUGCGAGAAGGAGCGGGCCGCUGCGGUCAAGACCUGCCUGCGCUGCGAGGUCUCCCUGUGUGCCCAGCACCUGCAGCCACACCUGGACUGCCCCGCCUUCAGCUCACACCUGCUGGUGGAGCCGCUGGGAGACCUGUCCCGCCGGAGGUGUCCUCAGCAUAAGGAACUGUUCCGCUACUUCUGCAGUGACGACAGCCUGUACCUGUGUGCUGACUGUAUCCUGGACGGGGCUCAUCGACAGCAUCGUGUCAGGGCCCUAAAAAAGGUGGAGGAUGAAUUUAAGUGUACAUUAAGAGGCCUUCUUCAGAAAGCACAAGAUAAAAUGAAAGAGGGGGAGAAGAUUCUCAAGGACCAUGAAAAAACAUUACGUACACUGAAUGAGUCUGUGAAGACGGAUCAGGCCCAGGCGGAGAGGCUGAGCUCCGGGCUCCAGCUGCACGUGGAGCGGCUGGUGUUGGCUCUCAGAGAGAGCACCCAGCACGAGAGGCAGGACGCCCUGCAGAUCCUGCAGGAGGACGGUGGCCGCCUCAGGGCUGACCUCACCCAAACCCAGGCCAUCUACCACUACGUGACCGCGCUCCUGGACGAGAGAGACCCCUUCCUGCUCAUCUGGGCAUUACAGUGCGAUGACUCAAAACUGAUGAAUGAUCUGAAUUUGGCAAUGUUCAGCCCGAGACCAGCGAACAUAGACCGCAAGCGCAUUCUCGAGUACUUGGAGCACAAGUACCGCGAGUUCAUCACAGCCACCCUGCGCUGCCUGAGCGACCUCAAGAGAGAGCUGUGUAGGUGCUUCAACAGUUACAGAAGAGAGAGAGAGAACUCAGGCCUCACAUGGUUCUGCUCAUAGUUUCUAUCUGAGGGUGUCUCAAUUCUGCUCAUCAGCCUCUACCCUCCCAUCAGUGGCUGAACACAGAUAUUUGUGGCCACUGU